This is a messenger RNA of Leucoraja erinaceus (little skate), 3976 nucleotides long. RefSeq names its product thioredoxin-related transmembrane protein 1-like. Lineage: Eukaryota; Metazoa; Chordata; Chondrichthyes; Rajiformes; Rajidae. The record is from RefSeq and is a predicted model, not a curated record. Bases 27 to 932 code for a protein of 301 amino acids. The transcript is spliced from 8 exons.
UCGCGCUCUUGGCAUGCGCACCAAGGAUGCGCACUGCGCAUUCGGGCAAGAUGGCGGCGUCGGCGGGAGCCGGUGCUUGUGGGCGGCCGGUGUUGGUGCUGAUGGCGCUGCAGCUGCUGCUGUGGUCGACUACGUCGUCGCGGGCGGAGCGGAGUUUGGUCAAAGUUAUCACGGAUCACAACUGGAGGGAAAUGCUGCAGGGCGAAUGGAUGGUGGAGUUUUAUGCCCCCUGGUGUCCAGCCUGUCAGCAACUUCAGGCGGAGUGGAAUGCGUUUGCAGAGUGGAGUGAUGAUUUGGGUGUUAAUGUUGCCAAAGUGGACGUAACGGAGCAGCCAGGUCUGAGUGGUCGAUUCAUUAUUACAGCUCUUCCCACUAUAUACCAUUGUAAGGAUGGAGAGUUUAGAAAGUAUCAAGGUCCUAGAAUGAAGAAUGACUUUAUUGACUUCAUCGAUGGAAAGAAGUGGGAAAGCAUCGAACCAAUGUAUUCAUGGUUACAACCAUCCUCCUUUUUAAUGACCAGCAUGUCAGCACUAUUCCAGCUGUCUAUGUGGAUCCGUCACUGUCAUAAUUACUUCACUGAAGAUAUUGGCAUACCUGUUUGGGGAUCGUACACCAUUUUUGCUUUGAUGACUCUGUUUUCUGGUCUGGUGCUUGGAUUGAUUCUGGUCUUUGUGGCAGACUAUGUACUACCAUCGCGAAGAUACAAACAUCAACCUCAUUGCUCUGAAAGGAAAAUGCCAGGAAGCAAGCUGUUGCAGUCGAAAGAUGGACAUUUGCAAGAUGAGGCUAAUGAAGAUGAUCAUUGUUCUCAUGAAAGGAAGAGCAGCAGUAAAAGAUUGGAGAAGACUCUGGUGAAAGAUGAUGGGGAUCAUAUACAGGACACCGUAAGAAAACGUACCUUGGAAUACACCAGCAGAACUGAUGAUUCCUGAUUCUAGGACAGAGUGACAUGAAAGGUGACUAAAACUAUGGUCCUUCCGAAAGGCAUUGAACUGUUUAGUAAUGGAUUUAUGGAAGAAGACAACUAUAUUUUGGAGUACGGGGUCACCUCUGUCGGUAGCUGUGUCAUACUGCAUUUACUUUUGUUCUCUUGGGCUUUGUUGCAAAAUUACAAAGCUUUAAUAUUAAACCUUGCAUGCUCCUUUAAAUCUUCCAAACCUCUGGGUCUAUAAUUAAAAUGUCAUUAGGUCCUUUGUACGUUUUUGAUGGAAGUCGAAGCGUAGCAUUUACUAAACAAGAUACUGUGGCACUAUCCAUGACCCAGGUUCUGAAAAUUCCAAUAUUCCAAACUGUUUGCAAAACAUUUGCUUGAAAGUAACACGUGUGCAUACAGCGGCUAAUUUGUGCAGAAUGCCGUAAAAGAUGUUGUAUUUUUGGUCUGCCAAUUGUUCUUUAUUCCUCUUUCCACUUGUCUUGCACUCAUUUUAAUAUUUUUGAUAUCCUAGGUUUCUUGUUCCUGCUCAUCCCUCAUUGCCUGCACCAGAAUUUCGAUUUCGAGGUUACUUAAAUGUGGUGUUAUUUUAAGUCCUUUCCAUAAUGAAAAUGUGUGUAUGCUUACCAAACUAUUCAUUUACAAGAAUAUAUACGUAUCUAAAUGUAAUAACAAACAGCUCAUCUAAUCCCAAUUGUGUAGUUUAACAAUCAAAUGAAAAUAAUCAUUGGAGCUUAAAUUAAAUACAUUCUCUGGUUUCCCCCUUUCAUAUUAGUUUGAAGGACAGGAACUUAUUUUUCUAAAAAUAUUUGAUGUUGAAAUGCAUAGAUCAAGGUAGCCUUUACUGUGCUAGAAGUCAUGAUAAUGGACUUUGAUUUCACUAUCCCCUUGGGAAUGGAGGAGAAACAUUGUGGGAUUACUACCCUGGGGUAAUAAAUGUGGAGAAGCUUUUUACUUGACUGUUCAGGAUCAGUUAUGAUCAAUGGGCACAAAUUGUUGAAAGACUGGAGCUUGAACCAAUAUGCCUCACUGAGUGUGCUCACUUGAUCUGGUAAAAAGUUUUAUCAUUUAAUCAGACGAAAAUGUUUAAAGACCAAGUAUUUCAUCAUUUUUUAAAAUUAUUUAGCUUCUCAUUUGGACACUUUUUAGUUUUCAAAAUACUUUGCAAUGUGAGGAUGGUGUGCAUUUUCAUUUAAUGGUAAGGAUUUAUUUUACAUGGAGAGAAAUUAGUUUACAAAGUUUUUUGUGUACAAAAAAUGUUUAAUUGUGGAUAUCCUAUUUUGCAUAUUUGUGGAUUAUCCUUAAAAUAUUCUAUUUUGCAUUGAAGUGCUAUAUUUAAAUCUGGUUUGAAACUUUCAAUUUUAUGAUAAAAAUUCUGCAUGCUAAUGAGAGCCAUUGCUUUGUGGACAGGUUUUACAAGUACAAAUUACACUUACAGUUGUAUGGACCAUGCACCUCUGCAUGAAAUGUUGAAUUUUACACUGUACCUUUGCUAUUAUAUGCCUGCGUAUAUGGCCACAGAUAAAUAUAGCUGCCAAAGACGGGUACAAGCCUUUUAAUUUAUUUUGUUUCUUUUUUGAUGGAACUGGAAUAACAAAUUCUAAUGUCCACUAAUUACCAAGUUUGAGAACAUGUCCAAACACAUUUUUGGCUUCUAGUAUUUUGAGUAGGGGUGGGGAGAAUGUUUCGAAACGGAAUUAAAGAAAAUCUGUAAAUAGUUUUGUUCUAGAGAAAUUGUACAUUUGUAGAUGAUGCCUAACACAAAAUAUGAUGUUGAGUUGACUUGCCUUUUUCCUAACCUGUUUGUUUUGAGAUUGUAAGUUAUUUUUGUCCAUAAUUCAUAUAAAGCCAUUUCUUUCAAUGGUUUAUUUUGCUCUACUUUUUAAAUCUGUAUGUAAAAGAUUGUACAACUAUGAAUACAAAUUAUUUCUUAAUUACUGUGGUCAAAUUGUAGUGCCUCAUUGUCCUGGAAAAUCUACUGGCACAAUGUGUAUUUUUAAUCCAAUUUAAAUUAUAAAAUAUUAUGACAUGCCCAAGGUCCUUUGGUGAGGUCUAAACACGAUAAUAUUUGCAACCAUUUGGUCCAAAGUAAUUUACAGUGAUGAAGUUCACAAAAUGGAUCUUUGAUUGGUCUGGCAAGAAUAACCUCUGAAAAGAUGUGUCCCUUCUUGAAGAAAAAUGCAUAUACGUUAGAAUCUGUGGGUCAUUCACUUUCAAAAUAUGUUUAAACCUAAAUGCCAGGCUAAGAAUAAACUCAUAUGUAUUGGCUGUUGAAUAGCCUGCCCUCUGUAUCCUCAGUGAGAUGGAAAGUGCUGAUGUUGUGAUAUUAGCUACUGCCACAACUGCUGUGUUGAAUAAUGAACUUAGAGGCUUUGCUUAUUGAGGUUAUCAGGGGGAACCUACAUUUACUGUUAACGCAUUUUGGUUUGGCAAAAUAUACAAGUUAAAUCUAAAGUUUGUAAGUAAAAAUGACUUACAAAAAUGUACUUACAAAAAAACAUAUUUUUGUCUUAACAUAUUAUAACGUCUAUAAUAUGCUUUGUGGUCUUCAUAAUAUUUUUGAGACUGCGGCCAGUUUCACAUGCUAUGCUGUAUACUGCUUCUGCAGCCUGUCCUUUAAGUUAUGGGGUACAUACUCUGCCCCUAGUUUUAUGGAAGAAAGUGUAGACACUGCCUUGGUUCAAUAUUUAACUUUUCACAUAAACACCUUGUAAAUCCUAGUCUACCAUGAAUCAGUCGGUAUUUACGGGGAGAACUGAACAAUGCUUCCAGUCAAGAUCUUCUGUCAGAAUUGGAACAAAGUAUUUUGAAACUUGGAACAGAAUAUGGGAGAAGAGAGAGGUGCAAGCAUUAUUUGACAAGAUGCUAAAUGGGAAAAUUAAUUUAAACUCAUUUCAAGGGCUAUUGAACAGAGACAAUUGGAAGCAGGGUGGGAGAAAUAAAACAUUUUGCAAGUGCAUGAAAAGCGAGAGGGGUUUAGAGGAGGAAAAAAAACAAACUGACAGAAUGAAACAUGCUGCACAUUUCGGGGGCUUGAGAAAAUAA